Molecule: messenger RNA, 1158 nt
Organism: Aspergillus thermomutatus
Lineage: Eukaryota; Fungi; Ascomycota; Eurotiomycetes; Eurotiales; Aspergillaceae
Exons: 5
Coding region: 1-1158 (385 amino acids)
Molecular function (GO): O-methyltransferase activity
Source: RefSeq, a predicted model, not a curated record
AUGACACGGGAAAUUAGCCAGAUCGAGCUCCUGGGCUCGCAUAUCUCGCGUCAAAUCCAAAGGUACGCGGACAAGCUCCAGGCCGGCGAGACACCAACGGAGGAGAUGGCGACGAUAUCGUCCGCCUGCAGAGAGCUUGAUGCACUUGUGACUACACCAGAGUUGUGGACGAACCGCGUCGCAAUGGGCUACAAUGGCAGUAUUGCCAUCUGCCUGCUCUUCGACUUGAAUAUAUUCCAGUCCCUGUCCGAGAGCGACAUACCCACGAGCUUGGACGAUUUAGUCAAACGGUCCGGGGCUUCAAGGUCCCUACUCAGAUGUGCGUUGCGGGAGGUCGUGGCGCAGUUCGUUCUUGAUGAGCCAUCCCCGGAGACAUACUGUCUGAACAGUAGGUCCGAUGUUGGUCUCAUGACGGGGGCGUACAUGAGUCGAUACGUAGGCGAGAAUGCCGGGCAGAUCCCGAGCCAUAGGCACCGAACUGCGUUUCAGAUGGCGUACCGGACGGACCAAUCUUUCUACGCUUUCCUCCGGUCAUCGGACCAAAAACUGGGGGAGAGGUUCGACCGGGCAAUGCAAUGGCACUCCCGAUCGGCCGCCACGACCGUCGAAAGCAUCUUCGAUUUUAAUCAGCUGAAGGCUGAUGCUGUCGUAGUCGACGUCGGUGGUGGCAAGGGACACCAUUCGAUACGGAUUGCGAAGCAGCAUCCGCGUAUGUCAUUCAUUGUCCAGGACUAUGGCGCCGAACCUCCCGCCGAUAGCAGCGAUAUUGAUGAGACAAUCCUCAAGCGAGUUGAAUGGCAAGACCAUGACUUUCACACCGAGCAGCCAGUGAAAGGAGCAGACCUCUACCUGGCGAGUUGCAUCCUGAUGGACCAUACUUCAGAGGACUGUUGCACCAUCCUAGGACAUCUCGCCGACGCAAUGACCCCGCACAGGUCCAUCCUCUUGGUCGACGAUGCCAUUGAUGUGGGUAGCCAGGGUGGCUUGUCGAUGGCCAAUGGGAUGAAUAUGCACCUGCUGGCGUGUUUUGGGACAUUGUCGCGGACAAUGGGGGAAUGGCAUACAUUGAUUGAGCGUGUUCCGGGGAGUUUGUCCAUAGUCAAUUCGUGGAUGUCGGAUCCGGGGCGGGUGACGUUUGCUCUGAAGAGAGUGGGCUAG